AUGAGCGACAACUUCCAGAAGCUCCAGGCACUCCAUCGCACACGAAAGGAGAAGCUGGACUCUAGAGCUGCAGUUGUCGACGCAGUAGAGGCAGAUCGCCAGAAGCAUGUUGAGCAGACACAGAGUUGGUUCAAUGAGGCCUGGCAAGAGCUGAGGACCGGCCGGGAGCAGCUGGGCCAACCACAUGAGGAGGCCGCUCAACAGGCCGCCAAGGAAGAUGCCCAGCUGAGGGAACGCCGCGUCCUACUCAACACUCAUGAAGAGGACCUUGCUGCUCACGAGGAGGCACUUGCCGCCAAGCUCCGCGGCAAGGACGAAGAAGUUGAAAAGCUCGUCGCAGAACAGACCCAAGGGCUAGAGCAGGAGCACAAGAAAGCGCUUGAUGGCCUGGUGCUAGACCACGCCGGCAAGAUGAAGGAAGCUGUUGAUGCUGCCGAAGCUGUAGAGGCCGCCAAGAGCGAGCUGGCUGGGAAGGUGGAUAAGCUGGAGGAGGAUCUGGAGAAUCACGACAAGGAGAUCUCGAAGCUUAAAAGCGACAGAGAGAAAACCAUGUAUACCUUGGCGGAGUUCCAAACUACCAUCUCCGACAAGACCCAACAGCUCUCCUCCGCCAACGACUCCAUUGCCGAUCUGAAACUGAAGCUGACCACUCUGGAGGAGUCCCUUGAGGGCAGCAGAGGAAGAGGAGGAAGAAGAGAGCACUCCUCCCCUAAGGGGGAGAAGAAGAGGGCAGCUUCCGCCGAUCUAGAGGCGGAAGCGUCCAAGAAAGGGAGGACCUCCCUUACGGAUGACUCCGAGUCGGACGCCGACGAGUGGUGCCCCAGGAUGAAGCCCCUGGCCGGAUGUCUGGUUCAUGUCCUCCCCCAGCGAUCUUCCUCUUUUGGGAAUUCGCUGGGUCCGAACAUAAUGGACAGCGAGUCACCUCCACCAGCUUCCUCCCUCACUGCUGUGGAUAACACCGAGAUGUCAUCCCGAAGGACCCUUCCGGAACAGGGAGAGGUGCCGGAGGCUGCCAAGACGGCGCCGAAGGAGACAGAUGAGCAGCCUCCUUCGAAAGAAGGGGGCGCGCCCACCCCACCUGCGACUUCUGUCAAUGCGGAGGUGCCGGACACUCUGGUGGAAGCGCUUCAGAGCGCCACCAUUGUGGAAGAGCAUCAUACCCUUAUGGGUACGGUGAUUGAAAAGGUUCAGUCCAUGAAAAGCGGACAGAACGAAGCCUACACUAGCCUUCUGAGAGGCUUUGAGGCUGCGAUGCAGGCGUCAGCUUCCCAUGCCGCCGAAGCGUCCGAGCUGAAGCGGAAGUUAGAGGAAAAACAAGCUGACGCGGCAGAGGUCGAGACCCUCAAGAAUGCGUUGGUCGAAGCCCAGAAGGAGGCGGAGGAGGAGCGAGCCUCCCUCCUUAAACAUGAAUCACGGGUGGAGGAAGUCCAGCAAGAGAUCAAGGAUGCCAUAGGCAAAUCUGAGUCUUUAGAGCGCAAAAUUUCGGAGCAAGGUUCCGAACUUGCUAAGGCACUCCAGAGUGCACAGGAGGCCCGGGCCGAAGCCCAAAGCGCUGUCCGGGAGAUCCAAGAGGCAAAGCAGAUUGCGGCGGAUAAUUCUAUAAGCAUCGAGGCUAUUUUACAUGCCGAGCACGAGGGAAAGCUGCGUAUGGGUCCUAAAGAAGAAAGCAGCGAUCAUUAA
Messenger RNA from Aegilops tauschii subsp. strangulata, 1680 nucleotides. The record is from RefSeq and is a predicted model, not a curated record. NCBI's taxonomy places the organism in Eukaryota, Viridiplantae, Streptophyta, Magnoliopsida, Poales, Poaceae.